Acaulospora morrowiae is the source of this 234-nucleotide messenger RNA. The record is from the annotation of a GenBank genome assembly. Lineage: Eukaryota; Fungi; Glomeromycota; Glomeromycetes; Diversisporales; Acaulosporaceae.
AUGAAUUCGGGCGGAAACACCUUAGACGACGCGGGCAAAACCGCCCUUUUGACGGUUCAGCUCGUGCUCGUCACAACGUUGGGCACCAUUUCUUUUCUUCUUUUCUGCUUCCUUCGGACACGAUGGAGUAUUAUGUUUGCUCCUCGUAGUCGUUUUGCAGAGCUUGCUCCCGAACCUUUGCCAACUUCUUUUUUUGGCUGGAUUAUUCCUUUGUUCAAAAUUCCAGAAUCCACC